Molecule: messenger RNA, 564 nt
Organism: Gaeumannomyces tritici R3-111a-1
Lineage: Eukaryota; Fungi; Ascomycota; Sordariomycetes; Magnaporthales; Magnaporthaceae
Exons: 2
Coding region: 106-534 (142 amino acids)
Source: RefSeq, a predicted model, not a curated record
CCAGGGAUGCGUUGGGUGGGCGGGCGCGGCGACGCGGGGCGGGCGUAGACGGUCCCAUGAGCGGCUAGUAGUGUCCCUCAACUGUGCCGAGAUGGAGGGAGCCCUAUGUUUGCCGCCAGGCGUCCCCGGACCAGGGUAAUGUCCCUCCCCGGUGGGGUUGGCGGCGGCGGCCGAGGUUUGGUGGCCCCGAGGCGGUCCGGCCUACGCCCGAAGUCGGGCCGUCGAGCCGUCGAGGGCCGCGCCGUCGCUGUCCUUGAAGCCACUGUCUGGCUUUUACUCGACGAUGCCGGUAACCCUUUAGCCGCGCGUGCCGUCCGGCAGCAGGACGAAGUCGAGCAGGACGUUGCCGGCGUUGAGCUCGGCAUGGGUGAAGCACACCGCGUGGCGGCCCGGGCCGGGUCGUCGGCGACCUGGAGGCCCCCGCCUGUUGAACUCGGCCUCAUCCUCGAACGGACCACCCUUUUCUCCCCCCCUCUGGGGGGAUGUCACGAGACUUUGUGCCAGCACGUGACCCUCCUUUCGCCACCCCUGUGAUCUCCGGUUUUAACCCCCCUGUUGCUGGGU